UACCAGAGUCAGGGACAGUGGAAGGAAGCUGAGAUGCUGCAAGUGCAAGUAGUGGAGACAUCCAAGACAGUACUGGGGGACGAACAUCCUGACACUCUGAUCAGCAUGCACAACCUGGCAUCAAUCUACCAGGAUCAGGGUCAAUGGAAGGAAGCUGAGGAGCUGCAAGUGCAAGUAAUGGAGACAAAAAAGACAGUGCUGGGGGACGAACAUCCUGACACUCUGAUUAGCAUGCACAACCUUGCCUGCACCUGGAAAUCCCUAGGCAAGCUUCAAGAUGCCUUGGCUCUAAUGGAAAAUUGUUCUGAGCUGUACAACAAAAGAUUGGGCCCUAAUCACCCACAUACCAGAUCCUCUUGCCGUGCUCUUAGUGACUGGAAGGGCGUGCAGAAUCCAUUGCCAAAUGAAAUUAUGAAACUACCGCAGCAGUGCCUGUGA
This is a messenger RNA of Aspergillus glaucus CBS 516.65, 438 nucleotides long. RefSeq lists its product as uncharacterized. The record is from RefSeq and is a predicted model, not a curated record. NCBI's taxonomy places the organism in Eukaryota, Fungi, Ascomycota, Eurotiomycetes, Eurotiales, Aspergillaceae. Gene Ontology annotation, molecular function: protein binding. The transcript has a single exon. The annotation marks the transcript as partial.